AUGACUUGUAAUAACUUGACUGACGGAUGGAUACUAGGAAGACACAAGGCAGCACCGAGGCACCGGCCGGUGAUGGCUAGUCUCCCCAAGCCAGACCUUGAACAACGGAAGACAGUCGUUCCUUCUUUUUCAAGAGGUGAUGGCAGCGAGGGUUCCAUAUGGCUGCAUGAUAAACUGCCAUCUCGCCUUCCCGGGCAUCCCCAGCUCUAUUUGUACCCUGUUGUAUGGGCAUCAAAUCUUACCUCUAUGGAACAAUUGAUGGUGCAAGGGCUUCUCAAGCAAGAAGCUACACUGUUCAAAUGCAUGCGGCCAAAGCGGACCGCGUUUCUUGUGUGCGAACAGGAACUCUACGAUAAAGCGCACCAAAGCGGGACGACAGAUCCGCCAGAUAUGAUCGAAUCUGCCGCGUCUGCAGAACUGGCUGGCCCGUCUAAAGAUAGGGAUGUAAAAGAUUGGGCAACAUAUGCCAUGUUUGUAGGGAUGCCACUGCCCAUAACUGAUCGAGAUCGAAGCUACUGCUUCAAUCAAAACGGACACAGCGAGAAAGUUACCGCACCCGGCAUGUUGUCUGCUCCCUCCGUUGCAAUCGCAAGUUCCGGAGAUGACCGCGCCUAUGCGGACGCUCAGCUGGACCUCGAGCUGUUAGGACUCGUCGACGUUGCUGCAGCGGUGGACGCUGUCGUGGGUUUCGAAUGCUCUGGGGUUACUGUCGUCGGCACUUCCGGUGGCUGUGAAGUUAACCAGGAGCCACUUUGCUGUGCUCUGUGGGACAGUGUACCAUACGUUGAACAUCAUUCUUGUGUUGCUGCGUUCCUUGCUGCGCACUCAAUAUUUGCAAUGAAGUAUUCGGUACUACGUGCAGCAUGCUUAUCAACUUCACUUGCCGAGCAGCAGCUGUGGUGUAUUGUUGAAUUGGAAGAUCGUCACGAUCUUCCUGAAGACAUAGAACGUGGUCCCCGUGGCUGA
Suillus paluster is the source of this 966-nucleotide messenger RNA. RefSeq lists its product as uncharacterized. The record is from RefSeq and is a predicted model, not a curated record. Bases 1 to 966 code for a protein of 321 amino acids. The transcript has 14 exons. NCBI's taxonomy places the organism in Eukaryota, Fungi, Basidiomycota, Agaricomycetes, Boletales, Suillaceae.